UUAGAAAAUAAGGCAUGGCAACACUUUCAAAAUGUCAUUCUGAGGUCAUGUUUUGCAUUUUAUCGUCUGCUAAAUGUUUUGACAGAUUCAAACAAAUCUCCAAUUGUCAUUUUAGGCAUAUGUAAGGAAAGGCGUAAAUUAAAUGUCUGUUUUAACUUCUCGACCUUCAGAUAUAUUUGCUACUAGCAAUAGAAGAAAGCAAUGGCAGACAGAAAUGCACAAACAGCAGAGUUUUUCUUUGGAUCUUCCACAAAAUAUCUAUGACAAUAACAAACUCUCGCGUGCUUUAGACAGUCUAUGUUUCGAACAGCCCUUAAGAUGUCGGGAUGAAGAUCGAGUAUUUUUAUAUUUACCGAGAAAUCUUUCAUAUUGUGAAGUAUGUUCAGAUGUUAUUCGUGAUCACGUUCAAAAAAAGGUACGAUUAUUAAGUAAUCGGCUGUGCCAGUAUGAUGAUGUACCUCCUACACCGGUUGAAAAUCGACCCAUCUUUAGUGUUGGAGAAGAAGAAUCCGAAGAAAGCCAAAAGGAAAACUCUUGCUCUACAUGUCUUUCCCCUUCCUCAGAAGAGGAGAUCAAAAACUCUCUCAAUCAUUUUAUGAAAAAGCCUAUCCUAAAAAAAGGCAAAAGAGCUAUUUCAUUCCCUGCUCCACGUAGGGAGGGUAAGAAAGUCGUGAGAUUCGCCGAUGCACUGGGACUAGAGCUCGAAUCAAUAAGAUUUCUAGUUCAGAAAGAUUUGCCAAAAAUAGUACCAUCUGGGACGCAAUUCGACAAAAAAACAAAAUUGCUUUCAGGGAUGAGAAAAAUCCAGCUUGUCCCAGCCUUUCUUCCACCAUCUCUUAGCGUAUCAUUUAUGGGACGAUUACAGAAACUGAAAGUUUCGCUGCACAGUGUCAGUACUGCCGACAGCACUGUCUAUGGUAUUAUAAGUGUGAUUAAUAUGACGUUCCACAAAACCGUAUAUGUCAGGUAUACAGCCAAUGAUUGGUUGAGCCAUCACGAUGAGCUUGCAGCAUAUCUGGAGGGAUCUAGUGCAGAAGAUACUGACAAAUUUUCUUUCACUUUAUUUUGUAAUCCCUCUGAUUUAAACACUUUGGGACACUCUCUCUUUUUCGCUGUUUGCUAUGAAACGGCUGAAGGUGAAACAUAUUGGGACAAUAAUGAUGGUAAAAACUAUUGUAUCAAAUGUGAAGCUAGAGAAAUCCCAAAGGUUGGCAGUCACAGCUGGGUUCAUUUUCUUUAAAUCAAAUCUAAUGGAGAUUUUGAACAAUCAAUUGUAUACUAGUAGAAUUUUAUAUUUAACAUCUAUCUUAUAGAUUAGUUCGAUAAUUUUUGCUUCAUGUUUUAUUUUUCAAUUAAUAUUUAAGUAUAGGAAACAUUGAGUUCAUAUUCCAUAUGAGAAAUAAUUUUGUAAUUAAUUGAAAAACUUAAGAAUUUUUGAAAAAAAAAUGUAAAAUUUUUCGGUAAAAAUUUUAAGUCUUUUUUUAAUAUAACUUUGUUUUAUUUUGUCUAGUUUUCAAAUUUCAAUUGAUAAAGAAACUAAACAACAAGACUUUGAUUGUUUUUGGAGUGGAGGAAGGUUCCAUGUGCAUUUAGUAACAGACGACAAAUUAACUUGUAAUUAACCUGUCUUUGGGUUGCAAAUUAAAAUGCAACGAGUAAAUGUCAAGUAUUAAGAGUUUCAAUAAAUAUUAUGGAUCUAUAAAUCUUUAUAGAAACUUGCAGAUAUAUAAGAAUAAUGGUAUAGUAAUAAUCUUCAUGUUCAAUUCUCAACAUGUACACUUUAAAGCUAACUCAAUCAAAAUCAUUAAAAUGUUUCUUCAUCCACUUAGCUCCAAUUAGGUUUUGCAUUUAACAUAUUUUAUAAAACUAUGACUGUAAAUUAUUUUUGUCAUCACAAAAAAUGUUUGAGUAGGA
This is a messenger RNA of Parasteatoda tepidariorum (common house spider), 1914 nucleotides long. RefSeq names its product protein phosphatase 1 regulatory subunit 3D. Gene Ontology annotation, cellular component: protein phosphatase type 1 complex. The record is from RefSeq and is a predicted model, not a curated record. Lineage: Eukaryota; Metazoa; Arthropoda; Arachnida; Araneae; Theridiidae. Gene Ontology annotation, molecular function: glycogen binding; protein phosphatase 1 binding. Gene Ontology annotation, biological process: regulation of glycogen biosynthetic process.